AUGAAGGGGCUGCUGCUGAUGUGGCUAAGAUUGGCCACUGGUGCCUGGAUUCCGACAUCUGCUCGUGUUGAGGAUGGGAGCAUCUUUGGAGGCGUGGACAAUGGCUGUUUUCUUCCAUCCUCAGCAUUUGGCAUCCAUUACUACAGUAGCCUGGGUGACUUCCAUGGAAGCACGAUCAUCUUUGACUACCAAUCUGCACCAACCGCAGCCAGCCUAGCUCAGGGAGGUCGCGGCUCGGGUCACGCGGCUCCCGGCUGCAGCUGCCGCGGUGGGGUGGGGGUCCUGGGCGGCCACGGCGAGUCCCUGGCGGCCAGCAGCAUCAGCAUUCCGGCGGCGCGGGAGGCCGCUGUCCUCGCCCGACCCCGGCCCGGUCCAGUCCAGAGCGAGCCCGGCACCAAGCCUGGCCGAGCAAGGGUCUCCAGUGACUCCAGCUCCCCACAGCAAGUCCAGUUCUGCAGGAGCCAACUGUUACCAUACACAAUGCAUUUGUGGUUUCUCUGGAGAAGUCGGGCUAACACUGCCUCCCACAUGACAAGGGAACCCAGGGAGAGACCGACAGUGCACUGGACAAUGUUUGCUGAUGCUCCUGAAGCUGGGUCCAGCUGAUCUUGGACACCCUAACCACAAGAACCACCUUUAGGCCACCUGAGCUGGGUUACUGUCACUGACUCCCCAAAGGUGAGUGAGAAGACAUUGGAGAAUAGCCAUGUGUGUCCAACCUCCCCCCUAGGCUACCAAUCUCAGGUCUGCUUAUAGCCCAGUCACCUGAACACCAUGGAAGCUUCCACCCGAAGUACACCAGCUCUGAAUCUGCAUCCACAACCCUGU
Molecule: messenger RNA, 828 nt
Organism: Mastomys coucha (southern multimammate mouse)
Lineage: Eukaryota; Metazoa; Chordata; Mammalia; Rodentia; Muridae
Exons: 4
Coding region: 1-606 (201 amino acids)
Source: RefSeq, a predicted model, not a curated record